Messenger RNA from Hyalella azteca, 1726 nucleotides. RefSeq names its product mannan endo-1,4-beta-mannosidase. The transcript has 9 exons. The record is from RefSeq and is a predicted model, not a curated record. Lineage: Eukaryota; Metazoa; Arthropoda; Malacostraca; Amphipoda; Hyalellidae. Bases 107 to 1219 code for a protein of 370 amino acids. Gene Ontology annotation, molecular function: hydrolase activity, hydrolyzing O-glycosyl compounds.
GACCACGUCUCAAGCCAGUCCCAGCACUAACAGCUUGCCCGAUAUCUCUACUCGUCGUUAGCUGCAGUCGAAGACUAAAGUUUCGAGUUCAGACCAGACAGGCGAGAUGAAGGCUUUCCUGAUAAUCGCCGCUUGCCUAGCGGCCUCAGCCUCUGCCGUCAAACUUACCGUUUCUGGAAGCAGUUUGAUGUACGGCGGUGAAAAGGUAUACUUGAGCGGCGCCAACGCUGCGUGGAACAGUUAUGGCUAUGACUUCGGCAACGGUGGCUACGACGGCAGCCUCGAGACUUGGCUCGCUGAAGUCAAAGCUGCCGGUGGAAACUCCUUCCGAAUUUGGGUGCACGUCGAGGGCUACAGCACACCUAACUUCGACAGCGACGGCUACGUGACCGCGUGCGACCGCACCGGAGAUUUCAUCAACGAUGUCAAGAAAUUCCUUGACGCGGCGCAGGCCAACGACAUCCUCGUCACUCUGACCCUCUGGAACGGCGCCGUGAUGGGCAACCAGGCCUACAUCAACCUGGUCUGGGACGACAGCAAACUGCAGACCUACCUUGAUAACUGCCUCGCGCCACUAGCUUCUGCGCUCAGCGGUCAUCCAGCUCUUGCAGCCUAUGAAGCCAUCAACGAGCCAGAGGGAUCCGUCCGGGUGGAGUCUAACAGCAACUCGUGCUACGACACGACAGUGAUCGGGCAGUCCGGUGCUGGCUGGACCGGUGUGGGCAUUCCUAUGGAGAGAUUCUUGACUUUCAUCGGCAAACAAAACAUCGUUAUUAAGCAAAACGACCCCUCAGCUCUGGUUACUCUCGGCUCGUGGGGCCAGUUCCCCCAGUCGGACGCGUUCUCGAACACCAAGAAUCACUACUCAGAUGCCUGCCUGAACGGUGCAGCUGGGUCAGGUGCCCAGCUCGACUUCUAUCAGAUGCACACCUACGACUGGGGCAGCAGCUGGAGCCCCAAUGCUCCUUUCACUGUAAGCGCCUCGGACUACAAGCUCGACCGCCCCAUCGUCAUCGGAGAGUUCGCGUCUGUCUGCUCCCUCAACACGCCGCUCUCCGACCUCCACAACUACGCCUACAGCCAUGGCUACGCGGGCACCUGGACAUGGCACUGGACCGCUACGGGCGGCUGCUCGGACACGCGUCAGGUGCAGGCCGACGGUCUGGCCACCCUCGCCGACCGCACCGACAACGGCCUCGUCAAUAUCGACGUGCGCUAAACCACAGUCGUGCGUGACAUGAAUGAUUCGUUAACGACAAGGAUGACCAACAUUGAUUAUUAGUUAUAAUUACCCUGAAGUAACACAUCAACAAUUAGUAAACGAUGAACAUCAUCUUUCAGUCAACAACCCCACCGUUCAGCAUGAGCGAUCAGUUAAGAACCCUGAUGCUCAAUAAUAAUGAUCAAUUAACAGCCGGACUUGAAAGAUCAACGAUCAGUUAAGAACCCUGUUUCGCAAUAUCAACGUUGAGUUUAGAACCCUGACGCAUAAUAUCAACGAUCAUUCAAGAACGGUGAUUUGCGAUAUCAACGAUCAGUAGGCAACCUCACUACAAUGUUAUAUACAUGUCUAAGUUUCUAGCCCAAGGGAGGAGAUCGUUACCAGUAAACAAUCGUAAACUAAACUACUGCCUGCAAGUGCAACCUAACAGUGCUGGAAACUAUAACAUUAAAUUUAACAAAAAUAAUAUUAACGGCCAUGCAAAUAUAACUUCAUCAGCAUUCA